Messenger RNA from Rotaria sp. Silwood2, 981 nucleotides. Lineage: Eukaryota; Metazoa; Rotifera; Eurotatoria; Philodinida; Philodinidae. The record is from the annotation of a GenBank genome assembly.
AUGAAAAAAUCAGCUGUUGGAAUUGUUUAUUAUGUUGAUUGUACAAUUAAAGAUGACCUUUUGCGUCGUAAAAAAGCUAAACAAUUAUUAUCAGACAAUAAAAUAUUACAACAAAAAACAAAAAAAUCAAAUGAAAAACGAACAAAACGUAAAACACCAGAUAAAGAUGAUGAAAAUCAAUCAACAUCAAUUACUAAUACAACUAAUAAUUCAUUAAAUCUUGUUUUAAAUUCAACAAAUAAUCAAACAAUUAAUGAUGAGCAAGAUGAUGAAAUGUGUCAAAUUCUUCUUCAUCCAAAUGAAUAUUGUAAAGAAGCAUUACAAUUAAAUGCAACAAUAUGUUUAUGUAAAUUUAUUUUACUAUUAUUUGAACUAUGUGAAACACAUGCAAAAAUGUUAUUUGAUUUAUUAAAAACUUCUACAUUUGAAAGUGUUAGAACAAAACAAAAUUUUCAAAAAUUAGCUGAUGCUGAAAAAGAUCAAUAUGAAGAAAAAUCCAAUGCUUUUAUCAAUAAAUUCAUUUUACAUUCGUUAUUUUCUGAUCUAAAAACAACAACAUAUCUUAUGAAAAUCGUACGAGAGGCAAUAUGUCAUUUAAAGAAUAUUUAUUAUCGUAAAAAAGCAUUAGAACAACAAAAACAAGCUGAAAUUAAACGAAGAGAACAGGAACGUAAACUAAAUGAAUUUAUAUUUGAACGAAAAGUAUUUCCAUCUAAAUCAAAAGAAACAUUUGAAUAUAAAUCAAGUGAAUUUGUUGUUGAAAAAGAAACGUUUCACGAUGAAUCAAAUACAUUUGCUGCUCAUGGAGAAACAUUUGAAUAUAAACCAAAUAAAUUUGCUGCUGAAGUAGAAACAUUUCAAGUUGAAUCAAAUAAAUCAAAACCUAAAAAUAUAAUUAUGGAAAUUGAAAACAAUAUUUUAGAAUUGGAAAAAGACAUUGAUUUAACUUUCAUAUUACUUGUUACUUUAAAUGAAAAAUGA